This is a messenger RNA of Symbiodinium necroappetens, 1173 nucleotides long. The record is from the annotation of a GenBank genome assembly. NCBI's taxonomy places the organism in Eukaryota, Dinophyceae, Suessiales, Symbiodiniaceae.
AUGGCACUGCUUAGCUGCCUCAUCGCUUUGCAUGCCGCGGCUAUGAUCGGCUGCAGUGUUGCUGUACGUCCCGGACCGGCUGCUCCCGGAGCUCAGGACGCUCGUGAGUCCAUCUCUGAAGACGUGGCUCUCCUACAACAUUCAAAAGGCAAGGCCUUCGGAGGAGACACGACUGAGGCAGAGGAGUCAAGCUUGACUUAUGCUGUGCGUGGCAUCCCGCCGGUGCCGCAGUGUCCAAAAUCACAUGAUUGCCCUUUCCGUGACUUCCAGUGCACGAGAUCCGACGCGCAGCGGGUUGCAGUGCAGCAGGAGCCUGCAUGUUCUUUGUCGAAGCUGGCUCAAAAUCCUUCUACGACAAUGUUUGCCAUACAGAGGGGUGAUGGGGCAGGUACUCGCAUCGGACAAACCGUGCUGAGCUUGGCAUAUGCAUCCCAGAACAACAUGAAUUUCGGUGGAUUUUUCUUGGAUCCCAGCCAAAAGGACAUCGUUCACGGAGAUGACCAACCACGAGCCAUGAGUGCCUUCCUCGGCUGCAACUAUUCGGACAUGCUGGUUCACACAAAGAGACCUCAUUUCGAUCAGUGCUGGAAUGGCAAAGAUACACUUGCUAGUGGACUUGACGGCCAGGCGAUUCUUACCUUGCCGUUUCUGGCAGAGCUACGGAAGUCCACCGCACUUCUGAGGCAUGCAACACCUUACUUCACCGGGAAGGGUAUGAAGGUCGUCAUUCAUAUCCGUCGAGGAGAUCGACUCCCAAAGGGCUCCCUGGAUAGCGCUAGGAACGUGAACGGCCAGCACUACGCCUCGGACGCCUUAUACCUCAAUUUCUUGAGAAGGUUCCUCCAGGGCAUACAGAAUGCCGAGCUUCAUGUCAUCAGCACAACGGAGGGUGGCUUCGCAAGCGAAAAUUUCGAUGUCUACAGAAACCUGGGCGUGCACGUUCACCUGGAUGGUGACAUUAUUGACGAUUGGGCUCACAUGGCGCAGGCCGAUCUCCUUCUCAUCGCUCCCAGUACCUAUUCGUGGGUGGCUGGCCUGCUGAACGAGAAGUGUGUUGCCAUUUUCAAUCUUUUUCCGCUCCCCAUCGUGUUGGACUGGAUAGAGCUCAGCGAGGACUUGCGCGAGUUCAAGGACAUUGAGACCUGCCUUUCAAAGAAAGGACUCCAAAGCUAG